Messenger RNA from Rhodamnia argentea, 1092 nucleotides. RefSeq lists its product as uncharacterized. Lineage: Eukaryota; Viridiplantae; Streptophyta; Magnoliopsida; Myrtales; Myrtaceae. Bases 1 to 1092 code for a protein of 363 amino acids. Gene Ontology annotation, molecular function: zinc ion binding; nucleic acid binding. The record is from RefSeq and is a predicted model, not a curated record. The transcript has a single exon.
AUGAGCUCCGACUCGGAUCCACCGCUCGUCUCUCUUAGAGAUAGGGGCAAGAGAGCUAUGGACUUCGAUUCCGGAGGGGUGCCUCGAGGUUUUAAAGGCAGGCUUUCUACAGGACGACAAGAUGAUACAAGGGCAUCUUCACAAGAGACAAGGGAACAAAGCCAACAGCUAAGGACCCAAAAUGAUGUAUCCGGAGUUAUUGCACCUGGAAAUGAUCGAGGUUACACCUUUGCCCAAUUCGUAAAGGUGAAACCACCAACGUAUGACGGAAAAACAGAUCCUCUUGUGGCUGAACGUUGGAUCAGGAAGAUAGAGGGAAUCUUUAGAGUUGAAGAGGUUCCCGAGGAGAAGAAGGUUGAUUUUGCCACUCAAUAUCUAGAAGGCGAAGCUGAAUAUUGGUGGGAAGGCACCGGACCAGCUCUUGGAGGCAGGGAUGCAACUGUUUCCCGGAAGGACUUUGUUGAGGCGUUUGAUGCUCAAUUCUUUCCGAAGUCAUUCCGGGCGAAGAUGAGGAGUGAUUUCGUUCAUAUAUCUCAAGGUGAUUCUACAGUAUUAGAGUAUGUAGGCCGCUUCAAUCGAUUAAGCGGAUUUGCGGAGCAAUUUGUUGCUAGUGAGGAGGAUAAGGCUGACCAUUUUCGGAGAGGGCUCCGACCCGAGAUUCGUUUCACACUUAUGCCUUUUGCACUCACAACUUAUAAAGAUGUGCUGGAACGUGCAAUACGGGUUGAACAAGGCGCUUUGGAAUGUGGGAUACAAGGCGGUUCUCAACCUAAGAGGCCCAAAUUCACUAAUUCUCAAGAAAGUUAUACAAGUGGCAGCAUAAAGCGAAGAGGCAUUCAUCGACCAGGAAAUGGUAAAAACAUCACUAUUCAAGGCCCUUGCACUACUUGCGGAAAGCAUCAUAGUGGUCAUUACUCUUGGAAGACAAGAGUUUGCUUCCUAUGUGGCAAGAUGGGACAUUUGCGGCAAAAUUGUCCUAUGCAAAGGGAUACUUUAGUGGAUAGCGGAUCGUGUUUCAUAUGUGGACAACCUGGACAUUUGGCUUGUGCUUGUCCUAUAUGUAAGGAUAUGCCCUCAAUUGGUAGGCCCUAG